AGUAAAAUAAAAUGACAACUACUAAAAUGGAAUCUCAAGCACAAGAAUAUCUGAAGCAAAAAAACUGGAAUAAAGCUAUAGAACUAUACACUAGACUUCUUAGGAACAAUGGUCAGAAUACUGUUGAACAAGUUAUAUCCUACUUAACGGACAGAGCUGAAUGUUUCUUGGAAAUGAACAAUCAUCCUGCUGUUAUAGUUGAUUCAAAAGAUAUCAUCAAAUUGUCUCAGGAUCAUGGUAGCUACAAUGUUUGCCUGGCUAGAAAAAGGCUGAUACACUCUCUCUAUAUGCUUAAAAGAUUCCAAGAAGCAGACAUGGCUGCAAGAGAUUGGUUGAUACUAAUACAAGAAUCAGAUUUUAACAAAGAAGCUAAACCUGCCUUAGAAAGUCUACUAGGCAACUUUAUAAACUCAAAUGAUUCAAAGCAAAAAUCUUUGUAUUUGUUGAAAAUUUUGAAUACAAAUUUCACAACAGCAUUCAGCAACCCUGUCAAGUUUGAGAGGCCCCCUUCUUUAGUGUCUUGCAUCUACUGUAAUGUUUCUUUUGUGGACAAGAUGGAAUUGAGGGCUCACUGUCAGACUGAUACUCAUGAAAUGAUGAUAAUGUCUGAUGAUGGGCAUGAUUGGUAUUGGCGUCCUCCUCCUAGAGGCUUUCAGACUGACAAUUAUGGGGUCUGUGAGAACUGGAGAGACACAGGCUGUUGUAGAUUUGGUGUCCAGUGUGUACAGGCUCAUGGUGAGGAUGAGUUGAUGGAAUGGAAAGAGAGGUUUCAUUAUAGAGAGAUGAGGUUGCAGAGAGCAAAAGAAAAAGAACUGUUUGGUAAAUCAUACACGGAAGAAAUUCUCGAAAAGUGGCUACAAUCUCCAAACCCUAACACUCUCAUGCGAGAAAAAGUAGAAGAAAUCGAAGACCAUUGUUCUUGCCCAAUGUCAGCUACCGUUUCGUCGAAAAACAGCUUACACGAAUGGACAUUUUACCUCAAAUCAAGACGACCUAUAAAAGCUGUCGCUCUCUUACAAGAUACAUACCGAAAUCACUUCUCCCUAGGGAAGAUUUCCAUUUGCAAUCGUCCGGUAGAUUUCCCGAACAAACAGGAGUGGAUAGCCCCAUUCCACCAAGAAUCAACGCCUCUCGAGUACAGAAUCUCAGUAGUAUUCACCACGAACAUUUUCGGUACUUUCAGACAGUCCGUCGUUUUCGAUUUCUCCACCGAACCCGUACUAGUGAAACAUCUGUGCGUGGACGUAGUACCGGAUCUAGACCUAGAGAAAAUUUUCGAAAUCCGCAAGGAAAUAACACUGUCCAUCGCUGAACGUUGGACGGUGCACAACUCAGACAUAGUCACGUUCCAAUCCAAGCUGGUGCACACUAGCGCCAAUGAGGAAUGGGAAAAGAGGCUGCGGUCGAUGUACCCUUGCCCGCACGCCGACACGUUCUUACUGUCUCAUGCGACAGUGGCCGAGAAGAAGUUCACUAAAAACAACUACAGAGAACGCAUGCACGAACUGCUGUUCAUCGAAGAGAUGGCCAGAUACGACCUCAUCGCCCAGUACAAUCUGACGGCGAAAUUGCAGAUAGCGCACAGCUACAUUUUGUCGCCCAACAGUAUGGCGGCCAGCACGGCCAAGUACUCGAAUAACGGGGAACUGUUCGCUUCCGUAAGUUUGGGCAAGGAGUUGUCCGAAGAUACGUCGGAGGGCAGGUUGAUUCUCAUGCAUUGCAAUACUGUGUAUAUCUGCCCUACAGGAAGCGAUCCCCAGCAGAGGAAGGUUUACGAGGCACUUAUAGAGGACAAGGGGAAGAAUACAAUUUAUCUGAGAUUGUCUGCUCAAACUGUGCAAGAAAUGAGGUUGACGCAAGAAUCCGCGACAGAGGUCGAAAUCCAAUUCCAGCUGAACAGGAUCCCGUACUGCGAGUGGCACUACACCCUCGACAAGAUGGCGAACUUCAAGAUGAUCUUCCCGGAGACGUACCUUGAACCGAGCAUACCCUGGUCUCCCUCGAGGCAGUGGUCGAGAACGCUCGAUCCUCGUCUGAACAUCAAACAGAAAGAGGCUGUCAAUGCUAUCACAACGCCCCUAUGCAUUCCUCUACCGCCUAUACUGGUUAUAGGCCCUUUCGGCACAGGCAAGACCUUCACGCUGGCGCAGGCUAUCCGAGAGCUGAUCCGAGAUCCAAGCAACAGGAUAUUGCUGUGUACGCAUUCCAACAGCGCAGCCGAUCUGUACAUCAAGGACUACUUGGACCAGUGGGUGGAGGCGGGAGAAGAGAACGCGAGGCCGUUGAGGAUCUAUUACACCAAGCGAUGGGUAACCACUGUCAACCCCGUCGUGCAAAAAUACUGCCUGAUCCGCAACGACGGUACCGUGCGCUCCUUCCUCAUCCCCACCAUCGAGGACAUCACCAAGCACCGGAUCAUCGUCGUCACGCUUUCCACGUCCGUCUACCUGUCGGCCAUGGGUCUGCCGCAGGGCUUCUUCACGCACGUGCUGCUGGACGAGGCGGCGCAGGCGAUCGAAUGCGAGACCGUCACGCCCCUGGCGGUGGCGCAUGAAAACACCAGGCUGGUGCUGGCCGGCGACCAUAUGCAGCUGGGGCCGGACAUCUUCUCGACUUUUGCUAGAGAGAGGAACCUACACAUCUCACUGCUGGAGCGGCUUUACGACCACUAUCCUGCGCAGUUUCCCUGCAAGAUUCUGCUCUGCGAGAAUUACAGGGCACACGAGAGCAUCAUUCAGUUCACGUCCGAGUCGUUUUACGACCAAAAGUUGGUGUCCAGCAGCAAGCAGCCGAGGCACAGCAAGUUUUUUCCGUUGACCUUUUUCACUACCAGAGGGGAGGACGUGCAAGAUAAGAAUUCCACGGCGUUUUACAACAACUCAGAGGUGUACGAAGUGGUGGAAAGGGUAUCAGAACUGAAACGCAACUGGCCCACCGAGUGGGGGGCAUACAAUGACCAAUCUAUAGGCGUCGUCACACCUUAUUCUGAUCAAGUAUUCCGGAUAAGAUCUGAACUCAGAAAGAAAAGGAUAGACAAUGUCUGCGUGGAAAGAGUCCUCAAUGUGCAAGGCAAACAGUUCAGGGCCAUCAUCCUGUCGACGGUGCGCACGCGCAAGACCUGCACCAACGACACCAACGGCGCCGACGUCGACUACGGCUUCCUCUCGAACUCGAAGCUGCUCAACACGGCGAUCACGCGUGCGCAGAGCCUGGUCGCGGUGGUCGGUGAUCCGAUAGCGCUCUGCUCGCUGGGCAGGUGCAGCAAGGUGUGGGAGCGAUUCAUGCAGAUAUGCAACGAGAGCGACAGCCUGUUCGGGAUCACGUGGACGCAGCUCAAGUUACAACUCGACGGCAUCGAACUGAAGAAAAUAUACACGCUCAACCCGCUCGCCCCCGAAUUCGUCCCGCGCAAGUACAAAGAGCUCGGCCUGCUGCCGCGCGCCCUCAAAGUCCAGAACGCCAAAGAGACAAUACCGCCCCCCGUCACCGUUCCCGCCCCCGCCCUCGUCGCACCCGUAGCCCCGCCCUUCCCCCUCCAAGACCUGCGCUUCUUCCCGCCGCUUAUCUACUCGCAGCAACCACGCCCCUUCCUCUUCAAUCUCCUCCCUCCGCCAAUCGCGAACGGCUUCAGCCAGACGCCCCUCCCACUGGUGAACGCGCCGCUUGUGGCCCCGCCCCCUAGGGCCGCGCCCGGCAUGCCGCUGUUGAAGGGCGUGGCACCUGUGGCGAGUGCGGCGUUGCCGCAGCAGGGGCAGACCAAGCAGGUGGUGCAGUCGAAUAAGAAGCUGAUCCAGUUCAUGAACAACGUGCAUUUUCCCGAGGCUAACGUGCUGAGCGACUGCAUCAACUUGUUGCCGCACAACAUGUCGCUCGCCGAUAUGCUGUUGCAGCCGCCCGGUUUACAAGAACGAUGGUACAACUAUCUGAGAGAUACGACUGGCAUUGAGGCGGCAGAAAAAUUCAAGUACCUCUUGCACACAACCAACCAAAAAGGUUCCAAAGUGAUGGACAAAAAUAUUUUCGAGCGUUCCACCCCCUCAUCUUGCGAGUCCCCGACUUUCAGUUGGUAUGACAGUCCUACCAACCAAAUCAACUUCAACAAACCCGUUUACAUGACCGAGAACAUAUCCAAUGAGGUCACUAUUAGCCAUCAGCAAGACUUUGUGAAGGACCUCACGAAUUUUAGACCAAAUGGGGUCAAUAAUGGUAUGAGUGAGGUGGACUUGCAAAGGCACAUCAAUGAAGAAUUCGCUAAUCUGAAUGUAGAUAAUACAGAUGUGAAUGAAGUGUUCAAAGCAUUUACUGUUAAAAAUGAGCAUAGUCUGCACUUGAAUGGUGGAAACAAUGUAGCUGUUCCAAAAUUUUACAAAUAUUUCCAGUAGAUCUUCAUUAAUAUAUGUAUGUAAAUUGUAUAUAAAACUUGUAUUAUAUGUGUUGAAUGUUGUUUAGUUUGUAGAUUUUGUGUAGUUGCUUUUUUUUACUAUAUUUAUAAUAAUAUGUAUGUAUAUGAACAUUUAUAUAUUGUACUUAAGUUGAAAUAUAUAGAUACAAAGGAGAACCAUUUACUC
Messenger RNA from Phaedon cochleariae (mustard beetle), 4568 nucleotides. The record is from the annotation of a GenBank genome assembly. Lineage: Eukaryota; Metazoa; Arthropoda; Insecta; Coleoptera; Chrysomelidae.